AUGUUUCNAAAUAUCGCUUUUCCUGUAGAACAGCAAAUAAGGAACUCGCGUUCCCUGGGGUUUCAAUACGUCUUCAUUUUGCACGGUCUUGACCGAAGAAUCGUCGUACCUAAUCCAGCAAUUGUAGCCGACGUGGAAGGCAUCGGUCACGUAGUGUCCAAUGUUGGCAUUUUUGCCUUCAUGGUUUUGUCCUUGGGCGCCGAUAUCCUUCCAGAAUACAAACUCCAAAAUCCGCGGAUUCAUAACUACACAAUUCUCCACUAUUCUCCUUUCAAGGCCGUGUGGGAUUGGAUAAUUCUUAUCCUGGUCAUCUACACGGCCAUCUUCACGCCGUACGUUGCAGCUUUUCUGCUCGGUGAACCGGAUUUCAACAACAGAAAAAACAAGAAAUACGGCGAAGAUCCAAUCGUAAUUAUAGAUCUCAUCGUUGACGUCACCUUCAUAGUGGACAUCUUGAUAAAUUUUCGCACAACCUACGUAGCCGGAAAUGACGAAAUUGUUUCGGAUCCGGUAAGGAUAGCGGUCCACUAUCUAAAAGGAUGGUUUCUCAUAGAUCUAGUGGCUGCUGUACCGUUCGAUCUUUUGUUUUUUGGUACCGAUACCGACGAAUUGGGCUUGGAUAAAGACGAGACAACGACUUUGAUAGGUCUUUUAAAAACCGCGAGAUUACUCAGACUGGUGAGGGUGGCCAGGAAAAUAGACAGAUACUCGGAGUAUGGAGCAGCAGUCCUUCUACUGCUCAUGGCCACCUUUGCGCUAAUAGCACACUGGAUGGCUUGCAUUUGGUAUGCAAUAGGAAACGCGGAGAGGCCAAUGCUUCCCGCGCGAAUUGGUUGGUUGGAUAUUUUGGCCAACGACACCCAACAGUAUUAUCUACCUAAUAACACGGGAGGGCCUAGUAUACGAAGUCGUUACGUCACAGCUCUCUACUUUACUUUCACUUCCUUGACAAGUGUGGGGUUUGGCAACGUCGCGCCGAAUACAGAUGCAGAAAAAAUCUUCACAAUAUGUGUCAUGCUUGCUGGAUCUCUAAUGUAUGCCAGCAUCUUCGGUAACGUUUCGGCCAUCAUCCAGCGGUUAUACUCCGGCACGGCAAGAUAUCACACCCAGAUGUUGCGAGUUAGAGAGUUCAUACGCUUCCAUCAGAUCCCAAACCCCUUGAGGCAACGUUUGGAAGAGUACUUCCAACAUGCGUGGACGUACACGAACGGCAUCGACAUGAAUUCCGUGCUAAAAGGGUUCCCGGAAUGUCUGCAAGCAGAUAUUUGCCUUCAUUUGAACAGGAAUCUUCUUCAAAACUGUAGCGUGUUCGAUGGAGCCAGUCCAGGUUGUCUGAGGGCACUUUCUUUAAAGUUCAAAACGACUCACGCCCCGCCUGGUGAUACGCUAGUACAUAGAGGAGACGUGCUGACUUCGCUCUACUUCAUAUCAAGAGGUUCUAUAGAGAUUUUAAGAGAUGAUAUUGUUAUGGCAAUUUUAGGUAAAUUUGAUAUAUUCGGAGAAAAUCCAUGUUUACAUCCCACAUUGGGAAAGUCGGCGUGUAACGUUCGAGCCCUGACCUACUGUGAUCUACAUAAAAUUCAUAGGGACGAUUUGUUAGACGUUUUGGAGCUCUAUCCAGAGUUCUACAGCCACUUUUUGAAUAAUUUAGAAAUUACUUUUAAUUUAAGAGAUGAUGAUCAGGCCGGGGUUGUUCCAAGGAGAUCUUUUUAUCCGAAGGAUAAAGAAACCAGGUAUUUCAGGGGAGUUCCUUCUGCCAGAUCGAAUGGCAUUUCCAGUCGAGGAAAUUCCAUGAAUGGCAGGCAAGAAUCUCAAUACAGUGAUGAGUCUGAAUCCGGCCAUGGUAUUCUGGAAUUUUCUACCGAGAAAGCCGGCCAAGAUGUUACGCCUAUGAAUUUAAAUUUUGGUGAUGAAAAACGAAGAUCGUCAACUUUGAAUUCCAUAACAGGCAUGCUAUCUCAUCUCAAACGAAGUAUUCCUGAUCUAAGGUUACACAAAACACACCAGCCACUGAUAGCACAAUCGACACCUCCCUCCAGUCACCGAACACGCACCAUUCGACGACAGUCUUCAACUGGCGCCUACCACCAAGAACAGACCGCCGUUGCAGCAACGCAGGCACACCAUCACUCUGUUUCUCAUCAACCUCAGCACAGUACAGUGCCCCUUUCCAGCAGUACCAGCUAUUAUACUAAUAGCCCUAGUCCACCACACGGUACUGAUACAGGGAAUCAUGCCGAGGAGAUACUGGUGCCACUGGAGGCCACAACGAACCAUGUACACUUGCAACAUUCCACUCUAGAUUCACAUUCGGAAAAUUUAGUAAUAAGUAGGAGUCAUCUCGAUCAUAUCAACUCCAAGCUGGAUCAACUCUCGAAAAGGGUUCAAUCUUUAGAGACGACACUCACUACAGACGUUAAAAUGAUUCUAGCGCUGUUACAAGCACAACAACCGUCUGGCAGCGAGAUUUCUACCAUUAAACAAGAGAUGCCUGAAUAUGAAAAUGUAGCCAUAGACCCAAGUAGAAGUAGAUAUACAUUUCAGAGAUCAGUUAGUGAGCCAAAACCAAUAUCAAAAAAUCAUCAUUCCCAAGUUCUUCAUAGGUUUGCAUCGUUUAAUAAAGCUUUUGAUUUUGACAAAAGUCAAGAACCAUCUUGGGCGGAGUGUCUAAUAGCAAAGGAAAAGGAAUGCAAAGAAGAAAAAAUAGCUCCAAUCGCAAAAUUAGAAUCGCUAGAUGAAUUAGACUUGGAAUCGCCACUAGGCAGCCCAAAGAAGCCGAAAAAGUGAACAAAUUGUUUUUCUAUGACUUUGAUUCAAAGUAUUGUAAGGGUCUUGUAUAAAAUGAAUUGAUCAGCCCCGAAUUCUGGAGCUUUUUGCAUAGACUGUUGAAUGAUAUAUUGUUAUUAUUAUUAAAAAUACAAUACAGUGAGAUGUAAAUUUACUUUCUAUAAUAUUAAGGUCAAAUACAUUAACAAAAACAAACUUUGUUUAUUAUUAUUCGAUUUUUUUUUAAUAAUAACCUAUAAUUUGACGUUCAACCAUCGAUGGUUUCACAGUAAAUUCAAAAACUUGUUAGGUAUAGAUAUAUUUAUAGAAAUUACCAAGAAUUUUCACUGUCUCAUCAUUGUGUUUCAAAAUUUUUCAACAUUCCAUUGAAAAAAAUUGUGAUAUUUUUUAUUUGCCUUUAUUUUCAAAUGUUAAAAAAGUUUUCAACCUUCAGGAUAAUUUAAAGUUCACGCGCUUCAUCUCACCUAUUAAUACUUAAUAACUAAAGUCUAAUAAACAAAGUUUGUUAUGACACCAAAGUCCGUCUCAUUAUACUUAUACAAGAGUGGAAAGAAGAAAAAUAAAAGACAGCAAAUGACGUAUUACUCAUUGAUAAUUUGUUAAAUAAUUUGUUGAGGCUUGUUUUUGGCAUUCAAUCGCUUUAAAGGUACAUUUUGUAAGCACAAAUUAUAUGUUUAUACACAAUUUUAUCAUAUUUUUAAUAAUAUGUAAUAUUGAAUACUCAAUAAAUGGCAUCAAAUGCCUCAAUAA
Molecule: messenger RNA, 3537 nt
Organism: Leptinotarsa decemlineata (Colorado potato beetle)
Lineage: Eukaryota; Metazoa; Arthropoda; Insecta; Coleoptera; Chrysomelidae
Product: potassium voltage-gated channel seizure
Biological process (GO): regulation of membrane potential; potassium ion transmembrane transport
Cellular component (GO): plasma membrane
Molecular function (GO): inward rectifier potassium channel activity
Source: RefSeq, a predicted model, not a curated record